UUUUAUCGUCAACAGAAAUGGUUUUGCCGCCCAGAACAAUUUUUAGAACAAUGCGUUGAAAGCGUAAAAAUAUCUCUUUCCCUCGUUUAUUCGACGAUAACAGUGAUAACAAGUAGUUAAAUAAACAAAUAUAACUCCCAAUACAUUUAAUAAUCAUGAUUCAUAAAGAACAGAGAAAAAUUGGAAGAGGAUGCAGAAACUUUUAAGCUGUUCCAAACUCAUUUGUCAUUUAUUUAGUAAGUUGCAAUAAAAUAAUUGAACUCAUAAAUCAAUACAAUUGCUUGGUAGAGCAAAGUUUUUCAAUAUUUUCAUAACAUUUGAUAUGGUACAUCGCAUCAAGAAAGUCAAAACAAAUUCUUGAGAAAACAAUAUAGCUUGAUAAAAAUAUGGUCUGGCAAUUACGAUUACAAAAGAAAUCAAUGAUAAAAUCUAGAUCGAAUAUUGGUUGGAUGAUGACAGUUCAUUGAUAUCAAGCUGAUCUUGUUUUGCGCUUAUUAACAAUCGAAAUGCGUUUCGGCAUCACAAUGGGCUGCAGUCACUUGCGUUACCUACACAAGAAAAGUUCUCUAAAUAAAAAUAUAUUUUUUUAGUUAAAGUUGUUCUGGAUGAGAUUACUUCUGACAAAAUUUACUCUUGAACCCGUCCUACAAUCUGCGAUAACCAUUACAACAAAAAACAGAGCAAAACGAGUAUAUCUCAAAUUACAAAAACUGGCAGAAAACGAAAAUAUCCUUGGAAACAUAGGGGGAAAAUCCAGAAUAAAACCAUAAUAAUGUAUUUUUUUUGAUCAAAAAACCAUAAUAAUGUAUAAAAAACAAGAAAAGACUAUUAGAAAAAAAAAUUCAGCGCCGAUGCUCAAAAAGCCACCGGCGUAAGGUUACAAAAAAUCAUUUUCUCUCUCUUGCGGCUGAUCUAUUGUGGCUGAUCUAUUUUUCAUAUAAAGAAAAAAAUAAAAAAGGGUGCAACCCGAAACUUUUUUUUGGAAGUAACUCAUCAUAAUACUAUUCUCGCCUAAGCACACUUAACUUUGGAGUUAAGAUGAGUUUCAUAAACAAUGUUUUCGGAAUCUACUACGUUAUGUAUUGUUUUAAAUAGGAUAAAAAUGUUAGUAUGAUCAAGUUUCAGAAUAUUUUUUUUGUUAAAUGAAGGUUUAGUCCCAUCCAUUUGCUUCCAUUCACAACUUUAAUAGAUAGCAUCACAUAGAUAGUUUUAUUAUAUAUAUUGCCAGUUGUAUUUUUGUUGGACUAAUUAUAAGAGAGAGAAAAAGAGAAUAUUGAAUAUGGUUGGUAAUUUUAAAUUGGAUCAGAAAAAAUAUCUGGUUAGAGAAAACACAGAGCAUAUUACCAGUAUGCCUUACAGCGACUUUUUUUGGGAUACCUUUCUUUACCAUUUUUCCUUUUUUCUACUGCUUGGCAAGUGUUUGAAUCUAGAUCCUAAUCCACUUAACUUAAAACUAAUAUGUGCUAAUUAAAAAAAUGGUAUAAAGCUUUAUUCGAAGUUCGGAUUAAAAGCGCAAUAUGACGUACCUCUGCACUUAAAUCAUUAGCUUAUCUCUUAAUGUUCCUUUACCAUUAUCCUUUUUUUGGUCAAACCAAUAUCCCUUUUCAUUUCUUAUUUAUAUAAUUAUUUAAAAAUCUUUUAUCGCUUUGCAUCACUAGUGAAUGCUAACACUAUCGAAAAUUCGACAAAUUAAAAUUAAGGAGUCCAUGCCAAAUAUGAAAGUCGAAGUAUAUCUUUGCUAUAUAUAUAUAUAAAUAUUAAACAAUGACAUAAACAAUAACAAAAAAAAAUCGUAAUAUAAUGAAACGAAAAACAAAGUCAUGAAAUUAACGUAAUUUAAGGACCAGGGAAGUUUGUACGAAGGUGCAUAAUAUUAUUUUAGUCAUGUAUAUGUAGUAAUAAUUUGUUAUAAAAUAAUUGAACCGAUAAAUAAAUUUAUAAUUGAUUCUUGAACCAAUGGUUUAAAAAUCGAUUACAUCACAAGCAUGACAAAAUAUACAGUACAAAAUGGUAAUACUUCAUACGGUUAAGUUUCAGAAUAAUUUUGAAUACGACUAAUUGUAUUUUAUUUUAGUUUUAAAAUUGUUGACCGCACUUCAGUCAAUAAUCUAUGCUAUGUUAAAUAGAAGUAGCACCUCUUCCCCAUUUAGAACCAGAGUCUACUAGUUUUCUAAACUGUCUCAGAUGAUCCGUAAUCGUAUGGGUUAAGUGACUUAAGUCGAAAGAUUCGCACUGCGUGACGCAUCAUCUUCUCUGUAAAUAUAGGCGAGAGAGAGAGAGAGAGAUGACAGUAGAAGAGGUAGGAGAUGAUCACACAAAAGAUGGAACAGUUGAUCUUCAAGGCAAUCCUGUUCGAAGAUCCAUUAGAGGUCGAUGGAAAGCUUGUUCCUUCCUCGUCGUGUACGAGGCGUUUGAGCGGAUGGCAUAUUACGGGAUAUCGAGCAACCUAGUGAUUUACAUGACAACCAAAUUACACCAAGGCACCGUUAAGUCCGCGAAUAAUGUGACCAACUGGGUCGGGACUGUUUUCCUCACUCCUAUCUUGGGUGCUUAUGUCGCGGACGCUCAUCUUGGUCGCUACCGCACUUUCGUCAUCUCUUCUACUAUCUACUUUUUGGGGAUGUUGGUGUUAACGUUAUCAGUAUCCAUACCGGGAAUCAAACCACCAGAUUGUUCUAUGGCUAAUGCUGAAGACUGCGAACAGACUUCUAUUCUACAGUUAGCGGUUUUCUUUGGAGCAUUAUACACAUUAGCCAUUGGUACAGGCGGUACAAAAGCGAACAUUUCUACCAUCGGAGCCGAUCAGUUUGACGAGACCGACCCAAAGGAGAAGAUUCAAAAAAUGUCAUUCUUCAAUUGGUGGAUGUUUAGCAUCUUCUUUGGCACUCUCUUUGCCAAUACAGUUCUUGUAUAUGUUCAAGAUAAUGUGGGCUGGGGCUGGGGUUAUGGGAUUCCAACUUUGGGAAUUGCUAUUUCCAUCUUUGUUUUCUUAUUGGGCACUCCUUUUUACCGCCAUAAACUCCCUACGGGAAGCCCUUUCAUGAAGAUGACUCGAGUCAUUGUGGCUUCAUUUCGCAAAGCUAAUGCCCCGAUGGCACGCAGCCUCACACAAUUUCAUGAGCUGCCUUCAAUGGAAUAUGAGCGGAAAGGCACCUUUCCGAUCCAGCCCACUAAGAGUCUAAGAUUCUUAGACAGAGCUUCACUCAAAACAGGAACAACAGAUCAGUGGAAUCUUUGUACAAUCACAGAAGUCGAAGAAACAAAACAAAUGCUAAAUAUGUUACCUGCCAUGUUUGCAACUUUUGUCCCAAGCGCAACGGUCGCUCAAGUCAGCACUUUGUUUGUCAAACAAGGAACAACUCUUAACGCAAGGAUCGCCGGAAACUUCAGCAUCCCGCCAGCGAGUCUCACCGCCUUCGUCACAGUCUCAAUUCUCAUCUCCAUUGUCUUAUACGAUCGAGUCUUUGUCAAGGUAACUCGAAAAUUCACCGGUAAUCCAAGAGGCAUUACUUUGCUUCAACGAAUGGGAGUUGGUAUGAUCUUCCACAUCCUCCUCAUGACGGUCGCAUGUUUCACCGAAAGGUAUAGACUCAAAGUCGCUGCUGAUCAUGGACUCGUCCACCAAAAGGGAGUAAAACUACCAUUGUCAAUCUUCGUUUUGCUUCCUCAGUUCGUGUUAAUGGGCAUAGCUGAUGCUUUCUUAGAAGUUGCGAAGCUCGAAUUUUUCUACGAUCAAGCUCCUGAGUGUAUGAAAAGCCUCGGGGCAUCGUAUUCCUUAACGAGUUUAGGGAUCGGGAAUUUCUUGAGCAGUUUCUUGUUGUCGACGGUAUCUAAGAUAACGAAGAAACGAGGAAGAGGAUGGAUUUUGAAUAACCUUAAUGAGUCUAGGUUGGAUUAUUAUUACUUGUUUUUUGCGCUUCUUAAUUUUGUUAACUUCCUCUUCUUCUUGGUUGCGGUUAAAUUUUAUGUCUAUAGAGCUGAGGUUACUCAUCCAGUGGAUGUGAAAGAAGAGGAAGCGAAUGUGAUGGGUGUCGAGGAGAAUGAAUAAUCAAAAACUGUUUUCUAUACAGUUUUCUGCUUUCUUUAAAUUUUAGUGAACUUCUCCGUGCACUUUUGCUUUAGAUUUCAGUAUAUAUAUACAUAUAUGUAUAUAUUUUUUUAAGAAGAUAUAUAUAAUAUAUUAAGAAGUCAAAACUA
Molecule: messenger RNA, 4197 nt
Organism: Brassica napus (rape)
Lineage: Eukaryota; Viridiplantae; Streptophyta; Magnoliopsida; Brassicales; Brassicaceae
Product: protein NRT1/ PTR FAMILY 5.2
Exons: 5
Coding region: 2285-4048 (587 amino acids)
Biological process (GO): dipeptide transport; transmembrane transport
Cellular component (GO): membrane
Molecular function (GO): dipeptide transmembrane transporter activity; tripeptide transmembrane transporter activity
Source: RefSeq, a predicted model, not a curated record